UUCAGAACUAAAAACCAACACUGAAAACACGAAGCCCUAAAUCAAACCUAAAUCCCUAAAUCCCUAGGUCGAAGGUUUAAGAACGACGAUGAUGGACGAAGCUUAACAACAACGAAGCUUGGACGAAGGUUGAGAAGAAUGGAUGGGGAAGGUUCGUACAGUAGUUCUGGUGUCAAUAAUAGAAGGUUGAGAGUAGCUGGUGGUUCAAACCAUGAAAGGGAACCUCAAAAUUGCUACUGUGGUAUCCCGUGGAUUUCAAGAACAUCGAACACAGAGGCAAACCCAGGUCGUCGUUUCAGGAGGUGCAGAUUUUCAAGUGCUGAUGGAGGAUGUAAGUUCUUUGAAUGGAUGGAUGUUGAAUCUUGUGGAAGGUGCAGAGAAAUAAUUCCAGGACUUUUGAGAAAGAUAACCAAACUUGAAGAUCAAUUGAUGUUGUAUGAAGCAAAUGAACAUUUGCAAGCAAAUCAAGAUUUGGGAAAGGUUCAUGGUUGUGAUUGUGGGCACAUAUGGGUACUGAGAAAUUGGAGAAAAAUUCUGAUGAUUACUUGUGUAUUUGUUUUUGUAAGUUAUCUGGUGAAGUAGUGCUAAUCUCUAUGUAAUGGCAAUUUUCAAUUUUAUGUAAUGGUAUUAUGUAAUGGACAUGGCACUUGUAUUGCCAUUGUUAAUGGAAUGUAUUUUUGGUACAAUAUGUGGUACUGGUACUGGUUUUGGUACAAUAUGCAA
This is a messenger RNA of Cannabis sativa, 723 nucleotides long. RefSeq lists its product as uncharacterized. Gene Ontology annotation, molecular function: zinc ion binding. Lineage: Eukaryota; Viridiplantae; Streptophyta; Magnoliopsida; Rosales; Cannabaceae. The record is from RefSeq and is a predicted model, not a curated record. The transcript is spliced from 2 exons. The coding region runs from base 139 to 582 and encodes 147 amino acids.